Messenger RNA from Bolinopsis microptera, 7840 nucleotides. Its product is annotated as cation-independent mannose-6-phosphate receptor-like. The transcript is spliced from 47 exons. The record is from RefSeq and is a predicted model, not a curated record. NCBI's taxonomy places the organism in Eukaryota, Metazoa, Ctenophora, Tentaculata, Lobata, Bolinopsidae. Gene Ontology annotation, biological process: lysosomal transport. Bases 1 to 6576 code for a protein of 2191 amino acids. Gene Ontology annotation, molecular function: signaling receptor activity; D-mannose binding.
AUGAGCAAUGUCCGAUAUCUAGUUCUACUGAUAAGGUUCCUAGUGUUAUCUGCGGUAAAGGGAGCGUGUCCAAUCAUCACCGGACAGCCGGAGGGUUACGAUAUAUCUCCUUUAAACUUAGAUUUCUUAACAGUAUACAAUACAUCGGCUUUACACAUCAACUUGUGCGGCAACGCUGCAUCCUGUCAAGGUAACUCUGCAUGUUACACCUCUGGGGACGGUAACGUGAUCCUGCUGGGUAAUGUGUCCUCAGCAGAGGCCCAAUCUGAUCACGUGAACAUCACGUUAUCUGGAGUCUCCGUUACUACUCACGUCACCCUGCUUUGUGGCAACAGCUUGAAUGUUGAACCUACCAAAGCAGUCCCCUGCUAUGCGUACAACGAGCAGAAACAGUUGGUUGAUUUGGGUGACCUAGUUGGGAUUAACUAUCAUAUUCCUAUCGUUAAUAGUACAAAGUCAAUAUAUUUCUCUCUCUGUGGUCCGGUGACGGGAGAAAACGCCUGCGGAGGUGGUGGAGUGUGCUACAAAGACGACACAGGGAGUGCCAGUAUCGGGAGUGUAACACACGGUCCCCACGUCAGCACUGAGGACGGUGGAGUUGUGGUGAGCUACGUGGCUCAGCGCCCACAGAGUCAGUCCUGUCCGGAGAUCACCACCACGCUGCUUCUCAUCUGCACUCCAAAUCAGCAAACACCUCCUAUCCUUAUCUACUUGGACCAGAAAUGCUCGUAUAACCUUGUGUGGAGAACCGACCACGCCUGUCCCAUUAAACCUAUUCAUGACGUGGGGUGUAAGCUACAAGCUAGAGGAACUAGCUACGAUCUUACUCCUCUCACUGGACAAGAAUACCAGACAGAGGUACAGAAUCACAGAUACUCGCUCAGAGUAUGCGGCAACAUUGGUACUGGUUGUAGUGGUAAUGCUGCCUCGGGCUGUGUGGUGGACACUAAAAACUAUAAUGCCUGGUCCAUGGGUUCUUACCACGAGGGUAAUUUAGUGUGGGAUGAUACAGGGUUAACAAUGAUUUAUAACGGCGGCAGUCAGUGCUCUAAGGGCCAAGUCAGAUCCACCAAGAUUCUAUUUGUGUGCGAUAAAAAUGCAGGAAUUGGCGCUCCGGAGAUGACAGAAACAUAUUACUGUUUCUAUUCCUUCGUCUGGCGCACAAAACACGCAUGUCCUACGACAGAGGGUAGCACGUGCGCUAAGUACGGGACGGACGGAGAGUUGUUCGACCUGUCUGAGCUGGGCCACAGAGCGGUACCCUGGAAGCCGGAACGUGGGCCCGGUGUGGCCCGGGACGAGGACCUGAUCAUGUCUGUGUGCGGGGACAUGACACAGUGUCCGGGGGCCAGUCUCUGCAGGAAAGAAGUAAUAGACGACGAAACCACGUACAAACCGUUAGCUUCACUCAGUGAACAUUUUAAGAUUAACGCCGACAAGUCUAUAGAGCUCACGUACGAGGGGGCGGGAGAGUGCGAGAAUGAUCCUACUUCUCUUACCGUUGAGUUGACAUGUAAGCAAGGAGCAGUGGAAACAGCACCCCAACUCCUCUCCGACGACCCAUGCAACUAUGUUAGUGUGUGGGAGACAGCCUACGCGUGUCCCAGUCACUCCAUUACUGGUAACCAGUGCAAGAUCAAGGAUGAGGUGACUGGUCUCACGUUUGAUGUGACUGGUUUAGCGGCUGAGGCUCACGAUAUGACACUUCUGGACGGCACUACCCUUUCACUCCAGAUUUGUGGUAGUUUGUCUGAAACAACGUGUGGUCAGGGUGUUAGUGCCUGUCGGUCUGAUGGUACCGUCUUGGGGUACACCAGCAAGGGGGACCUCUCCAGCAGCAAGCUUCAUUUCUCCAACCGACAACUAGCUAUAGGAAUGAACGGAGCAAAUUGUCAGGCGGGUCAGGACUACCGAACUCUGGUCGAGUUUAUGUGCGAAUCAGAUCCUGCUAAAAAGAGUGUUACAGCUGUUCCAGUUGGUAAUUGUACCUACUAUGUUAUCUGGACAGACCCCGCUGCCUGCCCUAUGUAUCCUAUGGAGUGUGCUGUUAACAACGGAUCUCACAGUUUCGACCUGUCGCCCCUGUACGAUGCAGGUAGCCUGGAGUGGGCUGGUCUGGUAGAUGGAGCACAGACAGCACUGUACAUGAGACCUUGUGGGCAGGUCCAGGCUGGUACGGAGGGGUGUGAUCAUACUGCUGGAGUCUGUGCUGUUGUGGAGAGAAACGGAGUGAAAGUAGCUACAAAUCUGGGUAGAGCAGCUUCUGACCUGACUAUAGAAGAUGGUAUCCUGACUGAGAACUAUGUGAACGGAGAUAGAGUUUGUAGUGAUAAGAGUCUCCGGGCCUCCACACGUGUUGAGUACUCCUGUGCUAAACAGCCUCAGUCAGUGAUACAGUCAGCGUUCUUUAACGAUGAUAUGUGUAUGUACAUAGUGGAGGUAGCAAGUCCUUAUGGGUGUAUUCAGGAGAAGGUCGCUACUCACAACUGUUCCAUUACUCACCCUGAUACAGGGAUCACGUACGAUUUCUCGUAUCUGACGGAGGACUACGAGUUCUCGAACGUUAACUCCCACUUCAAAGUACAUGUUUGUGGGUCCCUGGCUGACGGUUGUGGGCUGGAGAAUAAGGAUGCUGCUUCGUGUGAGGUUGUCAAUGGCAACUAUCUCUCUAUUGGUGACGCUGCUACCUCCAGUCUCUCUCUAGAGAACAACAUCUUCACCCUGUCCUACACUGGUGGAGACCGGUGUGUGGAGAACAAGGACUGGGCCCAGUACAAGUCCACCCAGAUAACCAUGCUGUGUAACCGUGAGGUACCGGUGGGAACUCCCCGGUAUAUCAACAGGGAUGCUGAGGCUUGUGUCUACCAUUUUGAGUGGGAACUAGCUGCGGCGUGUCCUCCAGAGCAACCUAAGUGCCGGGUUAUAGACGAUUCACUUAAAGAGUACGACCUGAGCGUACUACGUCGGGACACAGACUGGACAAUCCGGGACACAAACAACAGGGUCUACUCUCUUAACGUGUGUGGUGUUAGUUCGGUGUGUGGGGAUAAUUCAGGGAUCUGUUAUAUUGAAGGUCAGUAUACGGAAGACUCAGGCAGCACCAAAGUUAGUUUAGGUAGAGUAUCAGGGGAACCUAGUGUAGUGGAGGAUGGCACAAUACAGCUCACUUACUACCACGGAGAUAAGUGUGGGACCUCCGGGGAUAAACGUUGGACUACCAACAUCAUCUUCACUUGCGAACCACAAUCUGAGAGUCUGCCCACAAUAACGCUGAAUGAGGAGGCCUGUCAAGUGACUGUAGAAUGGAGAUCACUGCAUGCAUGUCCUGCUGCUUACGCUACCGGGGACAACUGCACUGUCACUAACCCAGUCACUGGUGUAACGUACGACCUGUGGAAGUUAUCUAACAGAGAUUACAGUUCCACAAUUGAUGAACACACCUACACAUACGCCUUCUGUACCCCUCUCCGUACACCAUGUAAUGAUGCCACGACCUCUGGUUCCUGUCAAGGAUCAACAGUAACGGACGCUCAGAAAGAUAACGGACAUGUUAACCAGACCUUAACGUACAGUAACGGUGUUAUCAUACUGACUUACCUGAAUGGUGACGUUUGCAGUAGAGGUGACAUCAGAGAGACCAAAAUAAAGAUGGUUUGUGAUCACAGUUUGUCCGAUGUUGAGGUGGAGAUUGACCAGAUAGAGGAAACUUCUCACUGUGUUUACGAGGCUUUCGCUUUUUCCGGCCUUCCUUGCGAUAAGGAAGUGUUAUCACAGUGCGAGGUUGCUGGAUACGACAUUUCAGCUCUAGCAUUAACACGUGGCAACUACUACGCUACCCACAAUAACUUUACCUUCACUAUAAACGCUUGCAGAGGGAUAAACUCACCCUCUCCCUGCUCCUCUAACUCUGCUGUCUGCAUGAGAAAUGGAGUGGGUCAGGGAGUCAGCAUAGGUGACGUUUCCACGGCGGUUCUCGUGUACGAAGACUCCAGCCUGAAACUCAAGUACAGAGGUGCAGACCUGUGUCCUGAGAGUGGACUACCUUACAUGACUAUCAUUACCUUCCUAUGUGACGCAGAAGAUAAUGUGGGCAGUCCGGAAUACCUGUCCAACGUGUCGUGUAUCUAUAACUUCCUCUGGAGGACCAAGUUUGCGUGUAAGGAGAGAGAGGUGGGAGAUAGCUGCACUAUACGUGACAGUCAGUCAGGGGAGGUUAUCCUGGAUCUCACCAGCUUGAAGGGAAUUUACACACUUGCUUCUCCAGGAUCGACCGAUAGUUACUCCGUAGCAGUUUGUGAGAAACUUCUAGAUAGUGAUUGUAAGAAAGAUAGUGCAGUGUGUCUGUCAACUACGCAGAACAAACAUGUCAGCCUGGGUCUCUACGAGUCUGAUACCAGUAUAGCGAGCACGGGAGUACGCAGCAUCACAACCCUAACCUACCUAAACGGGGACGUGUGUACACAAGGAGACGGUUCCUCGGUGCCUUAUCGUACUGUUAUAGACUUUACCUGUGAUAGAGAAGAGGAUGAGGCUCCUAGUUAUAUCGGAACGACGGAAUGUGAGGUUAGGUUAAAGUUCCCCACACCCCUGGUAUGUCAACAAGACGUCACAUCUUGUGAGAUCAUCAAGGAUGGUCACGUGAUCGACCUCUCCUCUCUCAGCCAUUCUCCUCAGUACCUGGUGUCCAACAAGAUCCCGCUAGAUGGUUACAUAUACCUGGCAGUGUGCCAAUCCCUCCCCAACACUGGAGCUAUCCCCUGUUCUGGUAAAUCUGCUGCUUGUUACGCUCAAAGUGGUGGAGCUGGAUCUACGACUAUAGGACAGGUAACAGGACCGCUACAGCUAGGACCUGACGGUAACCCUGAACUACUGUACACGAAUGGUGAAGUGUGUCCUUCUGGUGGGUCCUAUAGUACCAGGAUAACAUUCCUUUGUGAUAGAGAUGCCCCUAGUAUACCGUAUCUGGUUGAAGUAGAUGGGUGCGAGUACAAAGUGUCGUGGUACACAGACCGGGCCUGCGUGUCAUCUGAUCCUAUCCCUGUACUCGGCUGUAAGGUAUCUGAUCCUGACACCAGAUUCUUGUACGACCUCACCACUUUGACUCUCUCCCAGGAGUACUAUCAGACUUCAGUAGCAGUGGGAGAUAACAAUGUUUACAUAACUGCAAAUGUUUGUGGGGCGGUAAAUACUUGUGGUCCUGAUAUUGCUGUUUGUGCCCAGAGCAACGGUAAAACUGUAUCCCUGGGUAAAGUGAGCACCGCCUCCACAGAACUAGCACAAGAGAAGGGAGAGGUCCAGAUAAUGUACACUGGUGGAACCAACUCAACUAAAUGUCCACAAGGAAAGAGCAGCAAGAUACUGAUCAUGUGCUGUCGAUCACAACUUGAUAUGGAGCUCCUGACAGUCAGUGAUGACGGAUGCCUUUACUCAUUCAGCCUGUGCUCUCAAAAGGUGUGUCAAUUCAGUCCCAAAGAGUGUGUUUUCAAAAUAGGUGGGGUUGUUUACGAUUUCGCCCCUCUUGCACGAAGGAACGAUAACUGGCUGGUCGAACAAGAGGACAGAACGUUCUCCAUUAAUCCAUGUAGGGGUGUACAUUUGGAUUCCAAGAUGUCUGGGUGUACUGAAAACAGCAUAGCAUGUAUGUCAGAGAAAUCAGUCCUUGGCAGUCUGUCUCUGGGUCUCAUUGAAACUAGAGUACAAGCCCCCGGUAUCGGUCCUAAAGCCUCCGAGAUAGCCCUACGUUACGACAGUGGUUCUGAUCAGGUCUGCUCGAGCAGGUCUUCUAAAACUGAGCUGUUGUUUUCCUGUGGUAACUCCCUCGGAGCUCCAGUCUUUGUGGACGACAGUGAUUGCAUUUAUAAGUUUACCUGGAGCUCGUUUGUUGCCUGCAACGCCAGCACACGUCCCGUUGUCUCCAAGACCUGCAAAUACCCCAACCCACUCACCAAGGACCUUGUGGAUCUGAAGCAGAUGGCAACACAUCACUAUAGCAUCGCCAGUGUGCCAUACACGGUGCAUUUUGCCAGAUGUGGUGAUUUGUUGGGUGACGGGUUGGAGGAGAAGCGAUGCAGUGGGAAGAAGGUGUGUGUUAUUGAUCAGAGGAACAAUAAGGUUCUUAGUUUUGGAGGUUCUGAAGACGGAGUAGAGAUCUUUGCUAGAGACGACUCAUCCGAACAAAUCAUCAAAUCAACCGUCCCGUGUGAGGACAGUGAAAGUAAGAGCUGGCAGGCUAUAAUAGAAUACACGUGUGGUGUGGAGGAGACAGCCUACUUCAGGGGCAUGUCUCAUUGUCACGUGUUACUUGGUGUUUCUACCCCUCUCGUCUGCUCCAGUUACAAAUCUAGAACUACACACAUGAGUUUUCUGUUAGCGGUAGUGCUACUGUUGGCAGCUGUGUUCCUGGCUCUAAUUCUCCUUUACAUCUGCAUCAACCCUAAUAGACGGGAUAAGGUUUUCAGAAAGAUCAGGUCGAUAUUGCCAGUUCGCGGAUCCAGAGCUCAACCGAUGGCUUACAAAAGGGUGAUGAUUGAUAUGAAAGACCAGGAAGCUGAGAGUAACAUGGCUUGCGAUUUUUGAGUGGACCGCUGCGUAUGAACGACGAUACAGUCGAUAAAUUCUUCUCGGACUCAGAGUCAGACGAAGAUAUCGUCCCUCUAUCAGACCUCGUCCCUCUAUCCGACGAGGAACUCCUAGGAUUGUAGCUCCAUCCAUCCCUUUACCAAGCAACCGAGGCCUGACCUAGCAAAUCGCCACUGAUAGUGGUACUCUAUAUGACGAUGGGCAGUAGCAACAUUCCCCAGAACAGCUGUACUAUAUCGGUGGUGUUAUCAAAUCCCCAAAUCCCCUCCUUCAGAAUCAUCGUAUUUGUAUCGAUCACGUGACCUGCAGAUUUACAUAAUUGACCUAUUAGUGGACAUUGUACCGCAUGUGAUGCUGAAGUUUAAAAGCUGAGUCCCAGCUGAAUAUCAGACAAGUAGCCGGCUGCCGGGCUGCUGCUGUUGACGAGAGUAGUUAUGAUUGGACGCUGGUCGUCUUGUAACCGUUCAUAUUGAAUUGCAGCCCUCAUUGUUCUGAUACCAUGACAAUUGUUGUGUACGGGGUGUUUUAUUUUAUGCUUGGUAGUAUCUAAAAUAAUGUACAAAAUUUUUUUAUUUGUGGUGUGCUUUAUCUUUUGCUGGAUCAAGGUUUUUUGAAGGCUGAUUUUGUAAAAAUUUUGUAUCUCGAUGUGUAUUAAUGGAAGGUUUGGCUUGUUUGUGAUUUUUGCCUUUGAUUAAAUUAUUUUCUUAUCUUCUACAGUAAAUGAUGAAUGAACAGGCAAUAACCAGACAUCAGCAAACAGUUUUGUGCAGUUAUUUAUGAGUAGCUGUGUCCCAUUAUAGUGUAAGUUUUACUUUGCUCUUGGUUAAUUUGUCUUUUGGGUUGUUGUUAUUUGAUGUGUUAUUGUUAGUGAACUUUAAAUUAUUACGAUUCAAGUACAUGGCAAUCCUAUCUUGAUUUUUGCUGAAAUUUUGCUCGUUGACUAUUUAUGAUUAUUCACAGCUCAAUCACUUGGAGUUUGCUUUCCCCUAACAAUGUUAUAACAUAUGAUGUUUGAUUUAAAAUCUGACAUCAAAAUCGUUUUGUCGACUGCUCAUCUAAAUUUAAAUCUAGUCUUAAAGAUAUUUUAGACAGAUGUUUAAUUCCUGAUAUAGCUGAAAGUAAAUGUGUGUAAUUACUCAUAAAACAUUAAAUGCAAAAUAGUGAGUAGUAAAUUUCCAUGUUUGGUUGUGUUUUUGUAAUACUAAUUAAUAAUGUUAAGAUGGUUGUUCGAUUUUGGAACAUUUUAUAAUUUUAACGGUAG